This is a messenger RNA of Culex pipiens pallens (northern house mosquito), 5400 nucleotides long. RefSeq lists its product as uncharacterized. The record is from RefSeq and is a predicted model, not a curated record. Gene Ontology annotation, biological process: DNA integration. The transcript has a single exon. The coding region runs from base 1 to 5400 and encodes 1799 amino acids. Lineage: Eukaryota; Metazoa; Arthropoda; Insecta; Diptera; Culicidae. Gene Ontology annotation, molecular function: nucleic acid binding.
AUGUCGAAUCCGCCGUCUCCGAACCCUCUCUUGAAGGCGGAGCUUCCGCCUGAUAUAAAGCUGCACGUAAUCGGGUGCGAUCAUGGGAACGCCUUUCUCGAGCGCGUUCGAAAGUUUUUGGAGGGUUACGAUGCGUCCAAACUGGGACAAGCGCAGCUGCGCUUGGAGAAAAUGGACGAAACGUACAACGUGUUCGUGUCACACAUUCAAGCCUUGGAACUGGUGAACGACAGCCUUGACCCACUGUUGCAGUUCGAUUUGGAGAAGGAAAUGGGGGAUUUUGAGGACAAUUUCUAUGAAUUGAAGGCGAAGUUGCAGGCCAUCUGUGCUGUCCAACCACCUCAUCACUCUUCGGCGUCCAGCAUUAGUUCUGGCAUAGCCUACGGUGCUCUUCGGCUCCCGAGCAUCUCCAUUCCGGACUUUGACGGGGAUAUUUUGAAGUGGGUCUCGUUCUACGACAUUUAUUCCUCGCUUAUCGACUCGAACCCGGAACUGUCUGACAUUCAGAAGUUCCACUACCUGAAGCACGCGCUCGUGGGAAAAGCUGCCGAACACAUCGCGAACCUCAAGGUUUCUGCUGACACCUACGGCAUCGCGAUGGAGAUUCUGACGGAUCGGUACCAGAAUCCGAAAGUUCUUGUCAAGUGUCACCUGAACUCUCUUUUCGCGAUCCCCAAGAUAGAAGCUCAGUCUGUUGAUUCUUUGUCAAGUUUAGUGGACAGUUUCCAGAAGGAUAUUGGUGUGCUGAAGAAGCUUGGUGAGAAAACCGAUGGAUGGAGUACGAUUCUCAUGCACAUGAUGUCGGCGCGUCUGGAUGCAGAUACCAAGCGGGAAUGGGAGCGUGAAGGAGAGCUGAAGAAGGUGCCGACGUACACUCAGCUGGUCGAUUUCCUGAAGAAGCGGAUUUCCCAGCUGCAGUCGGCUGAAAUCGACUCGAUUCCACGGAAUUCCAAGCCUUCAUCGAGAGCGGUCCACACUACAACGUCGUCAGCGAGAUGUUCGUGCGUAGUUUGCGGUGGAAACCAUCAGCUGUUCUACUGCGACAAGUUCCGGAGUUUCACUGUGGCUGAACGAGCUGGCAUCGUUGCAAGGAACAAGCUCUGCAUCAACUGCAUGGCGGACAAGCACAGUCUGGCAAGUUGCAAGCAACGUUCCUGCAAAUUCUGCGGAAGAAGACACAACACUCUCCUACAUCGAAACGUUCCUGAUCAAGCGAAGAAGCAGUUCAACAGUGCGGCUCGCAGGGAAGUUCCGUCAACUCAAACCAGCCGUCCAGAUCAGCAAUCGUCAACUUCCGGUCAAGAUGAACAAGUUCUACCAAGCACAUCAACCUCUUCUGUCCAAACUCUCGUGACGUCUCGAUCUAACCGGUCUCCCACGCGCCAAGUUUUCCUCUCGACUGCACUCGUCAAAGUCGUCGGGCCAAAGGGUAAAACCGCAGUAGCUAGAGUUCUUCUCGACAAUGCUUCUCAACCCAACCUCAUGACGGAGCGCUUCCGUCGCAUCCUGAAUCUGCGGAAAACACCAGUCAGCACGGAGCUGUACGGAGUUGGAGCUGAACGCAAAUCAGUUGCCUACUCGGUGGUCGCCACCGUGUGUUCCCGAUUCAACAAAUACCGAACGGUCCUCGAGUUUCUCGUCCUCCAAAAGGUCACAACCAACCUCCCGACCACUUCCGUCGAAACCGACGAUUGGGACAUUCCAAGUCACGUCCAGCUAGCGGAUCCGACUUUUGCGACAUCGAACCCAAUCGACAUGGUCAUCGGCAGCGAAGUAUUCUUCGAACUACUGCGCAAGGGACGCAUGCGCAUCGACGACGACAAGCCAAUGCUCCAAAAUUCCGUAUUCGGUUGGCUCGUCUCCGGCGCGUUCCGUGGUACCAGCGUAUCCAGUCGACUCGUCAGUCACGUUACCACCAUGGAAAGUCUCGAGCAGCAAGUCGCACGGUUUUGGGAAAUCGAAUCUUGCGGAACCAAUUCGAUUUGGUCGCCGGAGGAAAAACUCUGCGAGGAAAUCUAUACGACUACUACAAGCAGGGACAAGACUGGUCGUUACGUCGUGGAACUGCCGAAGCAUUUAGAGCUGAUGAGUCAACUUGGUGACUCUCGCUCUAUUGCUGUCCGACGGUUUUACGCGAUUGAACGCCGCCUGCAACGAGAACCGGAACUGCAACGCCAGUACGACGCUUUCAUGGCCGAGUAUCUGUCUCUUGGCCACAUGAAGCUCGUCGAUCCAGUGGUAGACAUUCCCGGUCAGCACUACUACCUGCCACACCACGCUGUGGUCAGGCCAGACAGCACGACAACGAAGCUCCGUGUUGUGUUCGACGGUUCGUGCAAAACGACAUCCGGAUUCGCCCUCAACGACAUUCUGCUGAAGGGACCCACAAUCCAGGACACUUUGCUGUCGCAGUUGUUCCGUUUUCGCAUGAAGCCGGUCGUCAUCAAAGGUGACAUCGAAAAGAUGUACCGCCAGGUGCUGGUAGCAGAAAGCGAUCAAGCGUUCCAGAGGAUUGUUUACCGCAGCUCUCCCACCGAUCCGCUCCAAACCUACCAGCUCAAAACCGUCACUUACGGUACAAAGACGGCACCGUACCUAGCUACGCGAUGCCUCGAGCAGCUCUCGAUCGACGAGGCUGCCAACUAUCCCGCUGCAGCUCCCGUUGUUAAUAGUAGCUUCUACGUCGACGACCUCCUGGCUGGGUUCGACUCGCUCGACGAAGCUAUGGCAGCGACCAAGCAAAUUAUCCCGAUGCUGGCGUCCGCUGGUCUUUCGCUACGGAAAUGGUCAUCUAACCGCCGCCAGAUCCUCGAAGACAUCCCAGUGGAGUACCGGGAAACCCAAAAACUUUUGGAGCUCGACAAUUCAGCUCCGAUCCAAGCACUCGGACUUCUGUGGGAGCCAAACUCGGAUGAUCUUCGCUUCAAGGUGCCGGAGUGGUCGCACGACAAGCCUCCAACCAAGCGGAGUGUCCUCUCACAGACAGCUAGCCUUUUCGAUCCAUACGGACUCCUGGGUCCAGUGAUUGUUAAAGCGAAGAUUUUCAUCCAACACAUUUGGGAGUUGAAGCUGGGCUGGGACGAUCCACUGCCGGACGAGCUCAGCAGUUAUUGGUUGACUUUCGUCCUGACACUGCCAGCGCUUUGCGAGCUGCACGUUCCGCGUUUCGCACUGACGGACAAUGCAGCAUCGGUUCAACUUCACGGAUUCUGUGACGCUUCUCUACAAGCGUAUGGAGGGUGCCUUUACCUGCGCUCAACAUCAAGCUACGGUAAAGUUGUAAUCCAGCCGGUUGCUGGCAAGUCUCGCGUUGCACCUCUGGAACGGAAGCGGCCUCUACUUCCUCGGUUAGAGCUUUGCGGAGCUUUCCGUCUCGCCGUUCUGCAGAAGGAAUUCCUGGACAGCACCGGCCUCGAGUGUGAACGCACGUUUUGGUGUGACUCAACGAUCACGCUGCACUGGUUGUCCUCCGAACCAUCGAGAUGGAAGACGUUCGUCGCCAACCGCGUUGCAGAGAUCCAGCAGCUGACGAAAGGUGCAGUUUGGAACUACAUUUCGACAGCCGACAAUCCAGCUGACCACAUCUCGCGUGGUCUUGACGCUCCAGAGCUUCUGCGCUGUGAAGUUUGGUGGCGAUGUCCACGCUGGAUGAUGCGUACUGUCAACGUCUGGCCUGCAUCCAGGCUCAGAUGGAGAGAUCUUCGGAUCAACCAAGCCGAUCUCGAACCCCGUCAGCCACCGCCUGUGCCCGCUUUAGUUGCCAACCCAACGACUCAGCAGAAAGAUUGGUUCCAGCACGCUUUCGAGGAUUACGAUUCGCUGUUCGAUGUCGUUCGAGUUCUUGGUUUUUGUAGACGAUUCGUCGCGAACGUGAACAACAAACAACUAGGUAACCCAAAGCAGACAGGAUACCUGACGGUUGCUGAGUUCCGCUCGGCUGAAGCAGCGCUCCUCCGCCACGUUCAAGCUUUGUCAUUUCCGGAAGAACUUCGUCUAAUGUCCAGAGAAGAACAAGUUCCGCGACGUUCGCCCCUGUUCCACCUCGCGCCGUUCCUGGGACCAGACAAGCUGAUCCGUGUUGGUGGUCGACUAACGAACGCAGAGAUUCCGUACGAUCAGAAGCACCCGAUCCUCCUGCCGAAAGGACACCCGGUAACGAACUUAGUGUUCCUCGAUGCUCACACGCAAACUCUCCACGCUGGUCCGUCGCAUCUGCUGGCAGCAGUUCGCCGACGGUACUGGCCAAUCGACGGUCGAAACAAGGCACGCAGCGUCAUCAAGGAGUGCAUCACCUGUGUCCGCUACCGUCCCACUCUCGCCCAGCAGAUGAUGGCCGACCUACCAUCUGUCCGUGUCAACCAAGAGAGAGUUUUCCGCAACGUGGGGAUUGACUACUGCGGUCCGUUCCACAUCAAAGGCAGAAGAAAUCAGCCGCCGAUCAAGUGCUACAUCUGCAUCUUCGUGUGCAUGGCGACCAAAGCAGCACACCUCGAGCUGGUCACAGACCUUACCACGGAAGCCUUCAUCGCAGCGUUGAAGCGGUUCUGGGCCAAGCGUGGCUAUCCACAGAACAUCUACUGUGACAACGCCACCAACUUCGUCGGAGCCGAUCGCGAGCUUCAGCGACUCCAGCGGCAGUUCGAGACACAGCAGCACAAGUCCGCCGUUGUCGAUGUGUCCACUCGACUGGGAAUCCAAUUCCACUUUAUUCCCCCACGAUCACCAUCGUUUGGAGGACUGUGGGAAGCUUGCGUCAAGUCCGCAAAAGCCGUCCUGCUCAAAGUGACGAUGGAUCUAGCACUCACCUACGAAGAGAUGCUCACAACAGUAGCGCAAGUAGAAGCCUGCCUAAACUCACGCCCUCUAACUCCACUGUCCAACGAUCCAAACGACCUCGCUCCUCUCACUCCUGGCCAUUUCAUAAUUGGCGGUCCCCUCGAAGCUAUCCCAGAACCUGACCUCCAAAACAUCCCCUGCAACCGUCUGUCACGAUGGCAGAGAAUGCAACGAGUCGUUCAAGACUUCUGGUCUCGAUGGCAAAAGGAGUACCUCCCCACACUCCAAAAACGGUACAAAUGGCCCGGUCCUCAACCAAAUUUGUCGGUUGGAGAUAUGGUCCUCCUCCAGGACGACAACCUGCCACCUUACAAAUGGCCAAUUGCUCGCGUCAUUAAGACGAUACCUGGUGCAGACGGGAAGAUCAGAGUUGUGGAUGUCCUCACCGACGAGAACACGUAUCGUCGCGGAAUUCACAGACUUUGCCCUCUGCCCAAAUAUCCGAAAGCCUCCUCCGACAACACAUGCCCAAACACAAGCCCACACACAAGUCGUGCCACCUCCGACACUUUAGCGCCACAAUCGAACUGUCCCGCCUCCAGUUCUGCGUCGCAAACGAACUGA